AUGCAGACCAACUCACUCUGUACGUGUCUAAAAGGGGAUAAAGGUGACACUGGAUCACCGGGGCCGAGAGGACAGAAUGGCUAUAACGGCACUGAUGGAAUAGACGGUCAAGCAGGUGAUCGCGGCGUUAAAGGAGAUCCAGGGAUUCCGGGUUUCAAUGGGGACGACGGGGUCGAUGGUGAGAAAGGGGAUCGUGGCCUUAAAGGGGACGCUGGGGCGAUUGGACUGCACGGACUUAAAGGGGACAAGGGAACAACCGGACCAAAAGGGGACGAAGGAAUCCCCGGCGCCAAAGGAAUUGUAGGACCUAAGGGACAAAAGGGCGAGCCUUAUCAACGCGCAGUCGAUACAACGAUUGCAUUCACUGCUGGAGUCAUUCAACAGCCCGAUAUGCACGAUAGCAGAUCUAUCAUAUUCAAUAUGGUAUAUACGAACGUUGGAGGCGCCUAUAACAAAGAAACUGGUCGUUUCACAUGUACUAUUGCAGGUUUGUACGUGUUCACAUGGUCGACAGAGGUGAAUCAGAGUCGUUAUAUAAAGUCACAGCUUACAGUAAAUGGACAAAAUCGUGCAUAUUUACAAGUUAGUGCAGGCAUUUUUUCGAAUAGUGGCUGUGCAACAAUUAUCCUUCAACUAAAUAUCAACGAUGUUGUCGAUGUCACUCCAAGUAUGUUCUCACAUGGAGCCUCGUUGGGGGCAUCUUCUUCAUUCUCUGGACAUUUACUGUAUUCGAUAUGA
Molecule: messenger RNA, 738 nt
Organism: Mizuhopecten yessoensis (Yesso scallop)
Lineage: Eukaryota; Metazoa; Mollusca; Bivalvia; Pectinida; Pectinidae
Product: otolin-1-A-like
Exons: 6
Coding region: 1-738 (245 amino acids)
Molecular function (GO): protein binding
Source: RefSeq, a predicted model, not a curated record